Molecule: messenger RNA, 963 nt
Organism: Centruroides sculpturatus (bark scorpion)
Lineage: Eukaryota; Metazoa; Arthropoda; Arachnida; Scorpiones; Buthidae
Product: putative zinc finger protein 730
Exons: 2
Coding region: 157-771 (204 amino acids)
Source: RefSeq, a predicted model, not a curated record
ACAAUGUAUCAAUUGUUUAAUUGUUGAGGUCAACAAUUUAGUCGCAAAUUCGCAAACGAUCCAUCUAGACGUGGGAAAGAGUAUCUGAAAGUUUACAGAAUAAUAAUUUAUAUCAGAGUUAAGUUUGACCUUGUGGAUCUAAUUUCAUAAAAGAAAAUGCACGUUCUUGAGUUUAGAAAUUUGAGAGAUGAUUCUUACAGAUGCGAAUUGUGCGGCCAGAAGUUUAAUACGCAAUCAGCGUUACAACAACACAUUAAUAAAGCACAUACACCCCGAAAUAACGCUGAUGGUUCAAAUGAAACGUUUAAAUACGAAGAGUAUUUGAUGAACGUGUUUAAUUUUGUGCGUUACAAAUGCCAAUAUUGCGGCUUGUUGUUUAUAACGGAAUCAGAUUUAGAAAAGCCUAUUAAAGAAUUUCAUACAGUCGUAAGUAAUGGUGCGGGUUCAGGUGGAUCAUUUAAAUACAAAAAGCAUGGGACAACAUGCGGAGAACCUUUUAACGUAGAUCAGAACAUUACUCAUUCUGAAAUCACGUCCUGCAAAAUGUUUUCAAUAUUUGAACAAUUACGAACAUAUAUUGAAAAAUCUGAAGAAUUAAAUUCAGUAAAGAAAACUUAUGAAGAGUGCUUCGAAAUUUUGAAAAAAAUUAAAUGUGAGGAAAAUAUAAAAGGUCAUAACCCUAAAAACAAACACAACAAUGAAGCAGAACAACAGCAAGAUCCGGCAGGUCAUCAGGAAUUUUCUCCUGCAAGUGAAGAAAAAAAUCUUUAAUUGGAAAAGUUAAAAUCUCAGAUUGAAAUUGGAAAAUCUUCAAAAUUAAUUAUAAUUAUUAAAUUUGGCUUUUUUCGCAAAAUUUACAAAACUACAUUCGAUAUAAUAAUGCCUGCUACAUAGAUUAAAUUUAUUUUAAAUGCAAUAAAAACAUUUUCUAAAUUUACUCUAAUAAAAUCUUUUCAAUUUUAA